Molecule: messenger RNA, 3474 nt
Organism: Blepharisma stoltei
Lineage: Eukaryota; Ciliophora; Heterotrichea; Heterotrichida; Blepharismidae
Source: the annotation of a GenBank genome assembly
AUGUUGAAAGGAACUGUCAUUUGGGCCUGCGUGCUCACAAUUCUCAGUUUUACAGCUGCUUCAUCAAAGUUUAACGCUUGGGACCUCACCAGCGACUCUCAGUUCGUAUUGAAAUCGCUCGCAGAAAUUCGUCAGCAAGCCCACCUAUACAAGCCUUUAAGGAUUCAUAUUCAGAUGAUCGAAGAAUCCUUCAACAAUGACGAAACCAAUAAAAAUUUGCAGUCAGCCUUAGCCACUUCAGCUAAAUUAAUGUCUGAUUUACUAUACUUUUAUUAAAAAAUAUAAGCUAAUACAAGACAAUAAGUAUCUAGAUUUAUAUAAAAAUCAAAAUUUCUUUAAAAAACCUAUAAAAAUUUUUGAUUAAAAAAAAUACUCAUUAAGCCUACAACAGGCAAGCUAAGGCUUAGCGAGAAUAAUCAAUGCACAGAUAUCCUGUUAAGCCAGGUGAUUCAAAGCAAAGAUUUAUCCGCGGAUAUCACUAUAUUCGCUGCUAAUAAUGAAGAAAAGGGAGAAAUUGCAUCCUCAAAGAAGUGUGAAGUGUACGAAAAUAAGACUAUUAGGUCUUUAGCUCUGGAAAUUAAUGCUGAAAAAUUUAUGAAGCUAGAUGAACUUUCACAGGCCAAAGAACUUUGUAUUGCAAUCUCUAAAGCCUUAUAUGAAGAUAAGGAAGUGGAAAGACAAAUGCUGAUCAGCGAGAUAGGGAGAGUUUUCGCCAAAGAGAGAGAAAUAAAAAUAGCACCAAUUCUCGGAGUUUGUCAGGCUGGUCAAGGCUUAAACUUUAAAUUAGUUAAAGAGAAGCCCCCUAUAGCCCUCAGGAUACUAACGUCUCCGUAUGAUGCUUCGCCGCUUCUUACCAGCUGGGUCACUAUGCCCUAAGCAACGGGUUCGCCUUCCAGAAAAUUCGAAAGGAACUUCUCUGGCAGGGCUGCUGACAAAUGAACCUGAAGCCCAGGGCACAACGCCUGGUAUCUCGUAAAAGAUUUGCCCGAUUUGUCAAAUGACACUUUUAACCUUGCUAGGCUUCCCCUUUCUAACUCCAGUGUGCAAUCUCCUCAGAAUGUAAAAUUUGAUCUUUAUUUAAGUAUGCGGUCGGCUAAUUCCAGCAUUGCACCCCAACCAGUUAAGCUCUAGCAUAUACAUUCUUCUGGAUGAUGUCUCCCUCUCACAAGAUUCCCGGCUUUCCAAAUGAACCUAUCUGGAACAGGUGUAAAGGGGGCGAAUUGUCUCAGCACGCCAUUUUAAUGUAUUUCUGGUCAAAACUAUUGUUUAAUUUGCGCUGAUAAAGAGAAUUGCCAAACUUGUGAUGACGGCUAUUUUGUAAAUUGGAAUGGAUAUUGCUCUGCUUGUAAUACGAACUGCGCGACGUGUCAAACAAGUGCUGAAAAUUGUUUGACAUGUUCUGAUUCCACUCAUAUGUCAGCUGCUCCAGCCUGUGCUUGCCCAGCUAACGCAGUUCUCUCAGGAACUACUUGUACUAGCAACGCCGGCUAUUACUUCAGCACUAACACUAUUUGUUCUGCUUGCAAUACUAACUGUGCUACUUGUACCACAAGCGCUACUAACUGUGCAACUUGCUCAGAUCCCACUCAUAUGUCAGCUGCUCCAACCUGUGCUUGCCCAGCUAACGGAGCUCUCUCAGGAACAACUUGCUCUUGCAACACCGGAUAUUAUUUUUGCGCAAACACUUUCUGUUGUGCUUGUAAUACGAACUGUGCGACGUGCCAAGUAAGUGAUGGAAACUGUUUGACAUGUUCUGAUCCCACUCAUAUGUCAGCUGCUCCACAAUGUUCCUGCCCAACUAACGGAGCUCUCUUAGGAACAACUUGCACUUGCAACGCCGGCUAUUACUUCAGCGCAAACACUGUCUGUUCUGCUUGCAAUAUGAACUGCGCGACGUGUCAAACAAGUGCUGGAAACUGUUUGGUAUGUUCUGAUCCCACUCACAUGUCAGCUGCUCCAAUCUGUGCUUGCCCAUCUAACGGAGCUCUCUCAGGAACUACUUGUACUUGUAACGCCGGAUUUUAUUUUAUCAGAAACACUAUCUGUUCUGCUUGUAGUAUGAACUGCGCUACUUGUAUCACAAGCGCUGAGAACUGUGUAACUUGCGCUAAUACAACUCAUAUGUCAGUUGCUCCAGCCUGUGCUUGCCCAACUAACGGAGCUCUCUCAGGAAAUACUUGCACUUGCAACGCCGGCUAUUACUUCAGCUCAAACACUGUCUGUUCUGCUUGUAAUACGAAUUGUGCGAUGUGCGAAGUAAGUGAUGGAAACUGUUUGAGAUGUUCUGAUCCCACUCAUAUGUCAGCUGCUCCAGCCUGUGCUUGCCCAACUAACGGAGCUCUCUCAGUAACAACUUGUACUUGCAACACCGGCUAUUAUUUUAGCGCAAACACUGUCUGUUCUGCUUGCAAUACGAACUGCGCUACUUGCACCUCAAGCGCUGACAACUGUGUAACUUGCGCUGAUACAACUCAUAUGUCAGCUGCUCCAGCCUGUGCUUGCCCAACUAACGGAGCUCUCUCAGGAAAUACUUGCACUUGCAACGCCGGCUAUUACUUCAGCUCAAACACUGUCUGUUCUGCUUGUAAUACGAAUUGUGCGAUGUGCAAAGUAAGUGAUGGAAACUGUUUGACAUGUUCUGAUCCCACUCACAUGUCAGCUGCUCCAGCCUGUGCUUGCCCAACUAACGGAGCUCUCUCAGGAACAACUUGUACUUGCAACACCGGCUAUUACUUCAGCUCAAACACUGUCUGUUCUGCUUGUGAUUCUAAUUGCGCUGCAUGUAGUGGAACUGCCAAUAUCUGUUUAACUUGCGUUGAUACAACUCAUAUGUCAGCUGCUCCAACAUGUGCUUGCCCAGCUAACGGAGCGCUCUCAGGAACUUCCUGUACUUGCAACGCCGGAUAUUACUUCAACUCAAAUACUGUCUGUUCUGCUUGUAAUAAUAGCUGCGCUACUUGUACCAUAAGCGCUAGCAACUGUAUAACUUGUGUGGAUCCCACUCAUAUGUCAGCUGCUCCAGCUUGUGCUUGCCCAGCAAACGCCUCCCUCUCAGGAUCAACUUGCAUUUGCAACGCCGGCUAUUACUUCAGCUCAAACACUGUCUGUUCUGCUUGUAAAGACUCUACGUAUAUGUAUUUAGAUACUGUUACAGGGACAUGCAAAUGCUUGGAUCCUCAUGCUUCUUUUGAUCAGACUUCUAAAAUUUGUCAGUGUAUUCAAGGCUAUUAUAUGUCAAGUUCAGGAACAUGUCAGCCUUGCAUCCCACCUUGUGCUCAAUGCUCUAGUUCAGCGACCUUUUGCACAGUGUGCGAUGAUUUUGCGAAUAUGAACUUAAAUGUGACCAGAGGCACUUGCUCAUGCAAAGAUCUCAAUUUUCAGUUUAAUCCAUGAUUGAAAACUUGCCAAUCUAAUCCUGAUUGCAAUUGCAAUCAAUGCGGCACCACAAUAAAUAUCAUCAAUUUCAACUUUUAA